Hydractinia symbiolongicarpus is the source of this 1137-nucleotide messenger RNA. Its product is annotated as exodeoxyribonuclease-like. The coding region runs from base 70 to 1020 and encodes 316 amino acids. The transcript is spliced from 12 exons. NCBI's taxonomy places the organism in Eukaryota, Metazoa, Cnidaria, Hydrozoa, Anthoathecata, Hydractiniidae. The record is from RefSeq and is a predicted model, not a curated record. Gene Ontology annotation, cellular component: nucleus. Gene Ontology annotation, biological process: base-excision repair. Gene Ontology annotation, molecular function: endonuclease activity; phosphoric diester hydrolase activity; double-stranded DNA 3'-5' DNA exonuclease activity.
ACUAAUAAAUAUAAUACUUUUCAGGGGAAAAAAUACUAGUACAGAAUAAUCAUUUGUUUGGAAAAAAGAAUGGGAAAAAGAGCAAGUGAUGCAAAAGAUUCAACACCGAAAAAGAAAGUGAAACAAGAUGAUGUCAACACAGAGAAGGCUUCAGAAUCUGUUUUAAAUGAAAUUAAGACAUCUGCAGCAGAUGGAAGUGCAGCAGCAAUUAAAAUCAUUUCAUGGAAUGUGGCAGGUUUGAGAGCAUGGAUCAAGAAAGAUGGUUUAGAUUAUAUAAAGAAAGAAGAUGCCGACAUUGUAUGCUUGCAAGAAACAAAAUGUACAGAGAAAGAAUUACCUGGAGAGGUAUUACAGUUGAAGAGUGGAAGCAAACUAACUAAAGACAAGCCAAAUGAUUACUACAUGUACUGGAAUGCGGCCCAAAAAAAAGGGUACAGUGGUGUUGCGUUAUGGUCGAAGAAAAAACCAAUAAAAGUCAAGAAUGGAAUGGAUGUGCCAGAACAUGAUAAAGAAGGACGAUUAAUCACAGCGGAGUAUGACAACUUUUAUGUUGUCACAUCGUACGUGCCGAACUCUAGUGCAAAACUUGUAAGACUAGACUACAGACGAACUUGGAACAUUGCAUUGCAGAAGUAUAUAAACCAGUUAAAUAUGAAGAAACCUGUUAUAUUUUGUGGUGAUUUGAAUGUGGCGCAUCACGAAAUAGACAUUGCAAAUCCAAAAAGCAACAAAAGAAGUCCCGGCUUUACUAUCGAAGAAAGGGAAGACUUUACAAAACUUUUGGACGAUGGUUACUUUGACUCUUACAGACAUUUGAAUCCCAAACAAGCGGGAGCGUAUACCUACUGGACUUACAUAGGAAAUGCAAGGGCAAGAAAUGUUGGCUGGAGAUUGGAUUAUUUCGUGCUUCCUACGACAUUAGAAAAACAUUUAUGUGAUAGUGCGAUAAGAUCGGAAAUUCAUGGUAGUGACCACUGUCCAAUAGUGCUGACGUUAGCAGAAUGGGAUGCAUCGACAUGAAGAACAAGGAAACGCUUCAUUUUAAAAAGCGCUUUAUAUUUUUUAUUCAUUAGUUUUUGUAUAUGUUUGUUUAUAGCUACAGGGAAAAACAUUUUACACAAGCACGUGUUUUAAUAA